CAAGCAACUAUCUCGAGUAGUAAGCUGACACUUCUUCUCUUCCCAUUGAACCAUCUAUUUUGUAUUCCUUGCGAGGGCUAUAUAAACCCAUCCAACCUCAAGGGAGGUAGAAGUUGAAGCUUAGCUGUUACCCAAGCUAGCUUGGUAGAACUAUCACAUUCUGAUAUCCUCACCAACUCCCGAGCUAAUUAAGAUUUUGCAAUGGGUGGUCUCUCCCUUGAGCACCCGUGGGCCUUUGCCUUUGGCCUCCUAGGUAUACUGAAUAGCAACGUCAUCUCCUUCAUGACCUACCUGGCCCCACUGCCGACGUUCUACCGGAUCUACAGGAGCAAGUCGACGCAGGGGUUCCAGUCGGUCCCGUACGUGGUUGCGCUCUUCAGCGCGAUGCUGUGGAUCUACUACGCGCUCCUCAAGUCCGACGAGCUCCUGCUCAUCACCAUAAACUCUGCCGGCUGCGUCAUCGAAACCAUCUACAUCGUCAUGUACCUUGCUUACGCGCCAAAGCAAGCCAAGCUCUUCACGGCGAAGAUCCUCCUCCUCCUGAACGUGGGUGUGUUCGGCCUCAUCCUACUUCUCACGCUGCUGCUGGCGGGGGGCGAAAAGCGCGUAAUCAUGCUUGGGUGGGUCUGCGUCGGCUUCUCCGUCAGCGUCUUCGUCGCGCCCCUCAGCGUCAUCCGUCUUGUGGUGCGCACCCGGAGCGUGGAGUUCAUGCCCUUUUCACUCUCCCUCUCUCUCACCGUCAGCGCCGUCGUCUGGUUCCUCUACGGCCUCCUCAUCAAGGACAAAUAUGUUGCCCUUCCCAACAUCCUCGGGUUUGCCUUCGGGGUGAUCCAGAUGGGGCUCUACGCUCUCUACUGCAACGCCACGCCCAGGCCGGCGCCAAAGGAGGUGGAUGCACCCAUGCCAGAGCACGUCAUCAACGUCGCUAAGCUCGGCCCGGCAGCUGCCAUGGAGCUCAACACACCAGCUGCCGUCCGGCCACCAACCAUGGAGAACAUCGUGGCUUGUGCCAGCGGCCAGACCAAAGAGAUCAGCCAGCGUCGAGAAGGUUGACAUGGCUACCAAUGUCCAGCAUGCCUAGGCAGGCAGGCCCCAUGCAGCCAGAGCCUCUCCUGGGGCCGGUGUGGUGGAGAGAUUCUUAGCACAAAUGAUACUGUAGUUUGCUAUAGCUACUGUAGCUAUUUGGGCUUGCCUGAGACCUUUGCUGAUCCAGGUUCCAUGCACGCAUGCAUGAGGAUGGGGGCGUGUGAUUUCCACCGUUAAUGUUCCUUUUCUUGCAAGCUGUUACUGUUCCUAGUUGCUCGUUGUAAGGGUUAUUUUAUUCUGGUAGUAUUCAUUGGUAUUCACUGUCCGAUCACUUCGAAGCAAUAACAUUGUUAUAAAAAUUCUCAUUUUCUUGUGAA
This is a messenger RNA of Triticum urartu, 1403 nucleotides long. NCBI's taxonomy places the organism in Eukaryota, Viridiplantae, Streptophyta, Magnoliopsida, Poales, Poaceae. The record is from RefSeq and is a predicted model, not a curated record.